GGAACGUUCCUUGGAUCGACUCCAUUCUUGUACCCGGCCGCAUAUUUAAGCUUACAAAGUCGUGGUAGUUUUGACUGUAUUUUUUGGCAUGGCUUGUAAUAAUAUUCCUGUUAUGACUACUGAAAGAUCAACUGUUGAAAUUGACCAAGAGACGAGCCGCGAACAAGCUGGUAAGUCCUCACCCGCAUUGUGCUAUUCUCCUUCAGUCCUUGUAUGAUCUUGUAUUCUGGAAUGUGCUUUUAAUAAUCCAAAGGAAACCCAAUGUUAACCUGAGUUGGAGGCGGCCUAUAAAGCAUAACCACUGAGUGGCUGUGAAGAAGGCUAAAAAACGUUAGACGCAUUUAUUUAGGAAAUGUAAGGGAUACAAAAGAACCUCUCCACAAUUCAGUGACGAUUGUACCCUAUUCUCGUUGAUCAGGUUCAUUUGAAAUCGCCAGCUAGAGUUCGCAUACCCAUACGAUCCGCGUUUUUUUAAAGAUAUGUCAUAGGCCAAAUGGUACGAAAACAAAGAUAAACCCUCUUUAAACAAUACAAACUGUAUCGGCUUCCAAGCGAGCAUUCGCCACCGCUUAAUCUCCGUGGAUGUCACGCAACGCUGACUCCCCAAAGGUAAAGGAUGUCACGCAACACGCCUCUCUUUUUGCGGCUCAAAAACGGUUCCGAAAGAGAGUAUUCCCCCAUUCUAGACUUCACAGAUGUUCCCUCUGAUUACGAGUGUGUGGAUAGUGUAUCAUGAGAUUGUGAUAUCGACUGAUCAUUUAUGUACCAGUCCAUGGACCAGUCAGUUCCAAAAUUGCCUACCCCCCUCCCCCCCACUCCACCCCCGGCCGGGUUAUCGCCAAACAGUGGAGAAUUUGACCCAAAAUGUUGAAAGGUGCUCUCUCUCAUCCCAUACAUACAUGCAAAUAAAACACAUAUUUCCUUGGCCUUGAUAAAUUCAGGACCUGUUUAUAUGAAGUGAGCCAUAUAAAAUUUAUUAUAUGGGUGGUUUUCACGUUACAUCAUUGCCGCCAUGCUGGUGGACGGUAAACAAAAGAUUGCUCAUUAGCUUGUUUUGUUUGUCCACCAGCAUUUGUUCAUUUCACCAUUGUUAUUUGUGUCUCCCGAGAUUGCAUGAAAACCACCUAUAGAUUUAGCCAGGGCUAAAAGCGAAGCUCUGAUUAAUAAUACUUAUAAACAAAAGAAAUUAAAUCAUGUAAUGCUAAAUGGGGACGGCAAUGAAAAUGGCAUCAAAAUCAAUAGAUCUAAUUUGCAAAAAAACAAAUUGCAUGUGCAGCACACUUUUUUUUCUAAUUAGCAGAAAAACAAAUUUGCAAGUGCAGCACGCUUUUUGUCUUUCUUUGCCGUAGUUUUGCACAACUACAAUGUUGUUUUGUAGGAGUAAAUUGUCAAACUUCCUAGUUACAGAUUAUUUUUAUGGAGGAAUUAUCGUAUGUGCUUACCCAAUAUUUUGUCUCCUGUGUUCAUGUUCGCUUUUAUUUUUCACUGCCCCUCAUAAUUUUUCACCUUGCUCCUUGCUGACUGCUAGCAUUUCUCAUUGUCUCAGCCGCUUUGAAUUUUCAUGUUUUUCUUCCUAGAAAAUUCGUCUCUUUUGUUUUCAAUCACUCAUUCUGGCUCUUUCUUUGUUAUCCACAUGAAUGGAAACGUCAAAAAUAACAUUGAAAAAGAUACAACUUUGUUGUUGUUUUUUCUUUCUUAAAGUCCGGGCGGCCAUGCGAUUGCUAUCCAAAUAAAACCUUGAGUUGCAUUUCAGUUGCCAUACCUUUUGAUUGAAUUAUUUUACAUUGGUAUGCCUGUGGUGCGGACAGACUCUUGGGAGGUCAGUCGGUCACCUCUGGUGCUCCGAUGUGUGCGCUUCGCGCGCAAGAGCUCCACUAUAAUAUGCAAAGUAGUUGGAUGGUUUUACAUGGUACUGAAGUAUUUUUUUCUGCAUUAAUUUUUGUUCAGAGGGACAGAACAGAAAACAUAGAUUUUAUUACCCGUGGGAAGAGAGCGAUCUGGUACUGGUGGUGGAGCAGGAGAAGUUUCAUGUCCAUCGCUUAAUACUUUGUAUGAAUUCCCCAGUAUUCAAAGCCAUGUUUACUGGUCAAUUUAAAGAAGCAACAUCCAGUGAAAUUCCUUUGCCUGGGAAAAAGGCAAAUGAAAUUCUGGACUUUCUGCAUCACAUUUACUAUCAGCACAUCCAAGAACCAGUAGAAAUUACGAGUAAGUUUCUUUUCAGCAGGAGUAUUUUAAAAUUAUUACUUUAAUUUUGACUUUUGUAACAACUCUAGUGUAAGGUUUGGCUGAGGUGGAAGUCCUCAUAACUAUUAACCUGGGAGUUAAGGACUUGUUUAAAAGGACAUUAAAAAGUCGGCUUUGUAAGUAAAUAAUUUUUGGCUUUUAAUUUUAUUUUACGUAGUUUUUCUGAUUGCUUUAAUGGAAUUGACACUGCAAAGUCAGCUUUUUUCUAGUAAAUAUUUUUAGGCCUUGAAUUUUAUUGUUAAUAGUUUUAUUAAUUGUUUUAUCAAAGCACCCAGGCUUGUCCUACCCAGUUCCCAUAUUUUGAAUUGGGUUCUUUCGUUUAUUUAAGGGGCCUUUUGCAAUUGGUAGGUUUAUUGCAUUUCAUAGUACAUGCAUUAUUUACUAAUUAGCUGUCACCCAUUUAACCCUUGCCUACCAGAGCAAAAUACACCCAGCAACCGGCUACCUUUCUCAAAGACCAGAGUUCGUUUUUUCAAGGCAACUCAAACAACUGGACUUUUAGUGAUAAUAUUUCAUUUGUCUGAGGAAGCAUAUUAUAAGUCCUGGGUCUUGGAGUGACCUCACACAGGACGUAUAUAUACGUCCUUGGUAGGCAAGUUGUUAAAGUUGGUUUGUCUUUUUCAGUGCACAAUGUGGAGUACCUUCUCAAGUUAAGUGAUGAGUACCAAGUUCAGCUUAUCUUCAAACCAUGUGUCAAGUUCCUUACUGAUGUGCAAAAAACAAAAGAAAAUGUGAUGAAGUUAUUGCUGUUGGCAGACCGUUAUCACCUAGACAAUAUCCGCCAGGGAUGUUGUGAUAACCUCCUCAAAAAUAUGAAACUGAAGACAAUGCUGGAAGCUGUAGAUUUUCGAGAUCUUUAA
This is a messenger RNA of Porites evermanni, 3104 nucleotides long. The record is from the annotation of a GenBank genome assembly. Lineage: Eukaryota; Metazoa; Cnidaria; Anthozoa; Scleractinia; Poritidae.